Molecule: messenger RNA, 1742 nt
Organism: Poeciliopsis prolifica (blackstripe livebearer)
Lineage: Eukaryota; Metazoa; Chordata; Actinopteri; Cyprinodontiformes; Poeciliidae
Product: membrane progestin receptor gamma-B-like
Exons: 8
Coding region: 33-1109 (358 amino acids)
Cellular component (GO): membrane
Molecular function (GO): signaling receptor activity
Source: RefSeq, a predicted model, not a curated record
CUCCCCUCUCACGGCGCCGGCGUCCCGCAGUCAUGCUCAAUCUCAUCAAAUUUCCACGAGUCUUCAGCAUCGAUCAGGUGCCCAAAGUUUACCAUGAGGACAGCAUCAUUUCUGGGUACCGCCACCCCAGGAGCUCCGCCACUGACUGCAUCCUCAGCGUCUUCCAGAUGACCAAUGAGACGCUCAACAUCUGGACCCACUUUCUACCCACCUGGUACUUUCUGUGGAAACUGGUGACGGUGGUGCUGAUGCAGCAGGGAUGGCAGGACUCCUUCACCUGGCCUCUGAUGGUCUUCCUCCUCUCCUGCUGCAUUUAUCCGUUGGCGUCCAGCUGUGCCCACACCUUCAGCACCAUGUCGCCGCGGGCGCGCCACAUCUGCUUCUUCUUCGACUACGGCGCGCUCAGCUUCUACAGCCUGGGGACUGCCGUCGUUUAUUCAUUUUACGCUUUCCCCGACAAGUGGGUGAACAGCUCCUUUCAUCAGUGGUACAUCCCCAUCGCCAUGGCCAACACUCUCAUCUGCACCGUCCUGGCCUGCUACUCCAGGCUUGGCUUUCCGUUCCUGCAAUAUAAUUGUGACUUUGUGAAAAGAUUACCUGGGAGUCCCAGUUUCAGCAAAUUCUUUCGCAUCCUUGCCUUCGGCUACCCGUACCUGUUUGACAACAUUCCUCUCUUCUACAGGGUGUUUCUGUGCACGGGGGACGGCUGCACUGACGACGACACCAACAUCCUCCACUGCAAACACAUCGCCUUGGCUGUCCUCACUGGCUUCCUGUUUGCCACCCGCUUACCUGAGCGCCUGGCUCCCGGCAGCUUCGACUUCAUAGGUCACAGCCACCAGCUCUUCCACGUGUGCGGCAUCCUGGGCACCCACUUCCAAAUGCUGGCCGUCGAGCGGGACAUGGUGACGCGGCGCGCCUGGCUCGCUGCUCACUCCAUGCCCGUCUCGUUUGCCAACUCCCUGGGUCCGGCACUGCUUUGCGUGGCGGUGAAUUUGAUCCUCAUCUGCCUCUUCAGUCUACCUCUCCUUUCUGGCCCGGCGUGGCAGAAAAGCAAACAGGGGAAAAAUAAAACGAAAGCGGCACCCAGACUCUGCUCCUGCUACUAAAUAUCUUAACCCGGGUUUUUAUAGGUGCGUGAAAAGAAACAGUAUACAAGCAUUCAGCUGUGAUAGCUGCUGUUAAAGUAUUCAAGAGCUGAGCUGAAAAUCUGGGGACGGGUUUCACAAUACUCUUAGAUGCAAUGAACGUUUUCAUAAAUGUAGGUGUUUCUAAUGAAACUUAUUCUUUUACAGAGCAGCUGGUUUGCUGUAUUAUGCAUUGGUGUUUUGUAUGUUUGUACGUCUUUUUUUUUUUUUUACUCUUCUCUGAGUGUCAUACAUGUGGUGAAUGAAGAGACCACAGGGAACAAAAAUGAUGUCAAGUUCAAAAUUCACUUUUUAAUUUUGAAUUUGCAGGCUGAUAUUGUCACUUUCAGUUUUCACGUUCAUAACUCUCAGAUCUUUUAGAGGGCACUUUUGAAGGGUUUGUUACGAUCGACAUAGAGAUGGCUUCACAAAUUACUCAAGGUGUUAUAUUGACCAGGGAUUUUGUCAUAAGAUUCAUGUUUCUGUCUACUUGCAAGUCGCUGCUAACAUAGUUCUUUUUUUUUUUUUUGCCUUGUUUUGUAAAAUAUGUAAAAAGAAGGUAUUUAAGUUCAAAUCUAUUUAUAAUUUUUCCAAAUAAAACCAAGUGUAAAUUUU